UGAUGGUUGCUCACUUUUACUUGGCCUGUGGUUGGCUGCAGCGAAAAAAAGUUCAACUCGAAAGACACCAGGAAGACAUCCAGCCAUCGGCCAUUGUCCCAUCAGCAGGACCUGCACGGCCAACUGGACACGCUUGACUGAAUAUAUGCGCCUUUACUGAGCCGGUUGGCUAUUUAAUCCUCGCAAUUGACCGGUGCAGGACACCCCCAAGACCCUCCUUCCACCACACCCUCAACGCGCAAGGAGUCAAAGACUAUGGAGCAUUCGAAGAUCUAUACGACAAUAUAACAGUACCCACGCUCUUGCUAAACUCCCGCAAUCGAUAAUGCCUUCACAUUUCCAUCCGCGGUCGCGGUCGACCAUGUCCCUCUUCACAGCAACACUCCUCGCAUCCCUUCUAAUAGUUGGCGUACCACACGUCUUUCCUUGUCCUGCUCCACGACGAGCACUGGCCGACUCAGAGAUCAUAGUCACCGCAGAUGGACAGCAGAUAAGGCGGAAGAGAAGACGGAAGGAACCGGUCCCCGCCGCCGAUGAAACGGUAUUAUCAUCGUCGGAUCAGUUGGCCGGACACUCGGUACUCGGGUCUGCAGCCACGGAUAUCUUAAGUCAGACACCAACGGUUGGACGGGAGCUACGGGAACAAGCGGUGGAGUUCAGGCAUAUGGAGGCAGAGGCGAAAGAGCUUGGGAAAACUGCGCGAGAGUGUCCAGUACCGAAGCCGAAAGGAAUCCUCGGCCAACUUUUUGGGUUCGGUGCGGAUAAAAGCGAUCAAUUGAAAGCAGAUGCCUCCCACACGGAUAUCCAAUGGAAGAGAAAUACGGAGUGAUAUGGUCAGCUUCUAUCUUGAACGUUAUAUAACGGUUGAAGGGUACUAAAUACCAAAGUCGUCCAGCAGGUUGGCGUUAAUAAAGUAAGUGAUACGUGUUAUAGUCAUGGUUAACUCAGCUACGUUUGGCAACGCAAAUGAGAGUUCACUAACUAGUUUGAUAGGUAUCUAUGUAUAUUACCUAGAGUAUAUUUCAUCUACGAUUGCUGUCUGUUAAUCAGUUUCUCCUCUUACUUCAACCACCUUGGAUCGAGUGACCUCCUCUGAAUAGGUCUUGCUUGCGUUUCUCGGCUAGUGUCUGUCCUAUGCAGCCCACACAAUGAAGAAGUGCGAAUAGGUCUCGGCUAUUCUCACUCUCCCCUUCCUUGACUUUACCUUGAGAAGCUUUUAAAUCGUUGCAACCAAGUAGCCUUUCACUAUUAAUCGGUUUCUGCACUCUUGCAGGAACCUAAAGUGUUUAGAUUUAAUAGGUACAGGCUAGUCUAGAGAUAUCAAGCUUGCUAUCAUAUGUCCUUAAGUCCUUAUAAUAUUAUAUAAGUUCCUGAAGGAGUACCAUUAAUUUUUUUAAAGUCUAAAACGUCUACCUGUCUUGGCUCUAUAAUCCGUUCUCUACCCGCGAUUAUCUUGCUAUACAUGGUAUUUUAUUGCAUCAUUUGGACUACGGUAGAAUAAAUACCUGGUGAAAGUUAUUUAGCAUUGGCUGUUGGAUGGCUUUAGAGAAAUAGCAUAACAUACAGACCGUUUUUCUUCAAGUUCGGUGCUAGACAUUGCCUAGGGUUGUAUAUGUAUAGCUAGAGACAAGCGCUCAGUCGAUAUAGCGGGCCGUUUUCAAUGCCUUAUAGUUGAAGAGAUUGCCUAAGUAGUCGACCAGAAGAAUGAUAUCAGGCAUAACAGCAGUAUCCGGAUCAAGUGCAUGUGAAAACGUCAGAAUUCCUCUAUGCAGGUGUUUCCCUUCUCACUUCUCAAAUCUCGGGGCCCUACUUAGCUAUUUUUUAGGAUAAAGCUGACAGAUGAAUAACCGCCUUUAGGUACAAAUACAGGCAAGAGAUUGAUAGAAAAGAAGGGUCAUAUCAAACCCGAGCAUCUUAGUAGCGGUGUUGAUGGUACUGAUGACGCCUAACUAUAUUACACUUGGCCACCCUCGAUUCUCCUAUCCAGCAAGAAAGCCAAUAUACGAUAGCCAGGUAACUAGGUCGCUAGAUCUGACCUCAGGCAGGGAGUAACUAACGAUCGGCCGCCAGGCUCGCCUGCUCCUGUGCCAUCAGGCGGGUCUAGAACAACCGCUAGAACUACCAAUGGUGAGGUAUAAACACUGCUUCAGGAGCGUGGGCGGUCGUUUGGCAGCGAUAUGAGACACAAGGAAGAGAAUUAUAAGGGCUGGAAUCAUCUGCCAUCUGCCAUCUGCCUACUAAGUACUCUGUUUUUCCUUUUUUAUUCCUUCCUGUAACUACAACCUUUAUUAUCUAUAGCUUUUAUCCGGAGUCGUUAUUCCUAGUACAUCUACCACUCGCACUACUGCAUUACCUGUCUCUCGAAUCGGCCAGUUGAUAGUUUCCACUCCGGCGAAGAAAUUCGUUUACACAUGUAACUAUUGCUUGUAGGGUCCGCCACCAGUGCUGUAGAAACCGUAGCCACAGCAGCGUUCGUGCCGCAUCUCCUUUAACUACCACUAGAUUUAUGCGCCUGCUUAAGCUGCCGCCGCGAUAUUCCACCUAACUACCAGGCUUUCACAACCCAUAAUAACUGUAGAUGGUUCGGCCGCUGCUCUAAAGUGCCGCGAUCCCAAUACCAUGUAUUUAUAUCGUAAUAUCGGGCGUAUAAGCUAACAGAGAACGUUUAUCCUACAACCGAGUGAUAGAUACCUGCCUGACUACGUACGACGUCUAUCUAUCUGCGACCUACUCUAUCCCUUCCUUGUAAUGGUUCACUCAGGAGGAUAAAAAAAAAAAGAGCAAAAAAGAACUCCCUGACGGGGAAUCGAACCCCGGUCUCCCGCGCUUGUUGUUCUCAGCGAGAAUUGACAAGCGGAAAUCAUGACCACUAGACCAUCAAGGACU
Molecule: messenger RNA, 2886 nt
Organism: Trichophyton rubrum CBS 118892
Lineage: Eukaryota; Fungi; Ascomycota; Eurotiomycetes; Onygenales; Arthrodermataceae
Exons: 1
Coding region: 326-829 (167 amino acids)
Biological process (GO): mitochondrial respiratory chain complex IV assembly
Cellular component (GO): mitochondrial matrix
Source: RefSeq, a predicted model, not a curated record